CACACUAAUGGAGCGCGCCAUUUUGGUUUUGUGCGGAGUGUUGAUACUCAUCGUAGAUUAGAUUAUUAUUUCUUGUUAAACAGGAAAUAUAUCUAUAGGGGUCAAUUCCAAUGCCUAGCAAUACAUUUUAAAUCCUUUAAAAUGUAUAUUAAGCAGGUAACAAUCCAGGGAUUUAGAAGUUAUCGUGACCAAACGGUAGUAGAUCCUUUUAGCCCCAAGCACAAUGUAGUAGUUGGAAGAAAUGGAUCUGGUAAAAGCAAUUUCUUUUAUGCCAUUCAGUUUGUGCUUAGUGAUGAGUUCAGUAACCUCCGACCUGAACAACGGCAGUCACUGCUUCAUGAAGGCACGGGGCCUCGUGUCAUAUCUGCAUAUGUGGAGAUUGUAUUUGAUAACUCAGACAACAGAUUACCAAUUGACAAGGAUGAGGUAACAUUGCGAAGAGUCAUUGGUUCCAAAAAGGACCAGUACUUCUUAGAUAAGAAAAUGGUCACAAAAACUGAUGUGAUGAACCUGCUGGAAAGUGCCGGAUUUUCCCGUAGUAAUCCAUACUACAUCGUGAAGCAGGGUAAGAUCAACCAGAUGGCAACAGCGCCAGACUCACAGCGACUGAAACUUCUUAGGGAGGUUGCCGGAACAAGGGUCUACGAUGAGAGGAAAUCUGAAAGCGAACAGAUCCUGCAGGAAACUGAGGGGAAGCGAGAGAAGAUUGAGGAUCUUCUGAAAUAUAUUGAGGAACGAUUGAAGACAUUAGAAGAAGAAAAGGAGGAAUUGAAACAAUACCAGAAAUGGGACAAAAUGAGGCGCUCAUUGGAAUAUACUAUCCAUAACCAUGACCUCACAGAUACCAGAAAAAAGCUGGAUGAGCUUUCUUCUAAACGAGAGAACAGCGGAGAAGUAUCUAAGCAACUACGAGAUGUUCAAGAGGAGGCGUCCAAGCGAAUCAAGAGCAUCAAUAAAGAGCUGCGAGAAAUAAAAAACCGUGUACGUAGCGUGAAUGAGGAACGUGACCAGCUGACUAAUGAGAGGUCGGAACUACUCAAGCGUAAAGCAAAGCUUGAGUUAUCCGUGAAAGACUUACAGGAAGAAGUCCGAGCUGAUGCAGAUGCUAAGGCGAAGCUGGAAGAACAAUUGGAGAAGUUGGAUGGGACCAUAGGAGUGAAACAGAAUGAGCUAGAAGGCAUCAUGCCAAAAUAUGAAAAGCUGCAGAAGGAUGAGGAAGCCAUCAGUGCAAGAUUACAGGCUUGCGAACAGCGAAGGACAGAGUUGUUUGCUAAGCAGGGAAGAGGUAAUCAGUUCACCACCAGAGAUGACAGGGAUAAAUGGAUUAAGAAGGAACUUAAGUCUCUUAGUAAAUCCAUAAGAGAUAAAGAUGAACAGAUCAAUAAAUUGAAUGAAGAUAUUGCUAAUGAUACAAAGAAAAAUGAAGAUCUUGAAAGUCGGAUGGCAAAACUUACGGUAGAUAUUGAACAGAUGAAGGAUACAGUAGAUGCAUCAAAUCGAGGACACUAUGACCUUAAGAAAAAGAAGGAUGACUUACAAAAUGACCGAAACGCCCUCUGGAGGCAAGAAAAUACCAUGCAACAGGAGAUAUCAACCACUAGAGAAGAAUUGCAUAAGAAAGAACAAACACUUAGAUCUAUGAUAGGAAAAUCUGUUUUACGAGGUAUUGACAGCAUUAAACGAAUUCUGGAGUCGUUCAAAGCCAAAGGAAUUCACAAAGAUGUACAAGAAGGUUACCAUGGUGUCUUGAUUGAGAACUUUGAAUGUGCAUCACGGUUCAACACGUGUGUUGAGGUCACAGCUGGAAGCAGAUUGUUUUACCAUAUAGUUGAUACUGAUAUGAUCAGUACAAAGAUCCUAGCUGAAAUGAAUCGUCAGGGUCUACCUGGUGAAGUCACAUUUAUGCCGCUCAACAGGUUAGAAGUCAGACCUACAAAUUACCCAGAAUCCCCAGAUGCUUUACCAAUGGUAUCAAAUCUCAAAUAUGAUUCUAAAUAUGAUGUCGUGUUCCAGCACGUUUUUGGUAAAACAUUAAUCUGUCGAAACAUUGAGGUUGCUACACAGUUCUCACGCACACACAGCCUAGAUUGCGUCACAUUAGAAGGUGACCAAGUUAGUCGGAGGGGAGCUAUUACCGGGGGUUACUAUGACACCCGCAAAUCCCGUCUGGAGCUUCAGAGCAGCAUUGUAGAGUUGCGCAAGAAGAUGAAGACACAAGAAACAGAUUAUGAGGAACAUCGUGAAAAGCUGCAGCAGAUUGAGGUUGAGAUCACAUCCAUGAUGAGCGAGAUGCAGAAGAUUGAAACAAAAAAUAGGAAGAAUAAGGAUAUUUAUGAGCGGAUGAGGAGUGAUCUGAGAAUAAUGAAGGAGGAAAGCCAAGUGAUCCAACGAUCACUUCAACCCAAAGAGAGGCGUCUUGGGAGUCUGCAAUCAAGUUUGGAAGCAAUGAGAAGUACUCACAGCUCCUUAGAUGAAGAAAUAGGUACUGACUUGUUGUCCCAGUUGAGCGUGGCGGACCAAAGAGAAGUAGAUAGUCUUAAUGAUGAAAUUAAAGACCAGACUCAAAUGAAUAAGCGAGUGCUCAACGAGAGAAUUAAGUUGGAAGGUGAAAAGAACAGACUUCAGAAUGUCUUGUCUGGAAACUUGAAUCGUAAACGAGACCAACUGUAUUUGGAGUUACAAGAAAUCUGCGUUUCCGAUAAGCGGCAGAAACUGGAGACAGCUACACUUGAGUUGCAGUCGUCUGAAGCCAGCAUUGAAGCUAACAAAGCUAGACUAGAAGAUAUUGAGAGUCAAGCUGAGGCCCUGAAUCGAGAACAAGUAAGUCGACACAGCGAUUUUGAGGAGUGGAAGCACAAGGAACGAGAGUACGGUGACAAAAUCUCAGAUGAUGCUAAAUCCCUUGAAAAGAUGACGAAUAAACAGAGCAUGUUGCUGAAAAAGAAAGAGGAAUGUAUGCGAAAGAUCCGUGAGCUAGGUUCUCUCCCAAGUGAUGCAUUUGAGAAGUACACAAAGUUUUCCGUCAAACAGCUAUUCAAGAAACUGGAACAGUGUAACCAGGAGCUGAAGAAGUACAGUCACGUCAAUAAGAAAGCGUUAGAUCAGUUUAUAAACUUCUCAGAUCAGAAGGAAAAACUGAUAAAAAGAAAGGAGGAGUUGGACAAGGGACAUGCUUCAAUUGUAGACCUGAUGAAUGUACUUGAACAUCGGAAAUAUGAAGCCAUUCAGCUGACUUUUAAACAAGUGUCUAAAUACUUCAGUGAGGUGUUCGAAAAACUUGUUCCCUCAGGAAAAGCAACACUAGUGAUGAAGAAGGGCGAAGCAGAAACAUCGGAAGGUGAUUCACAGACUGGAGUUCCACUUGUUGAGUUAUUUACAGGUGUUGGCAUUAAAAUUUCAUUUUCGGGAAAAGCUGGUGAGACAAAGGAGAUGCAGCAGUUGUCUGGAGGUCAGAAAUCAUUGGUUGCAUUGACGCUAAUCUUCGCCAUCCAAAAAUGUGAUCCAGCGCCCUUCUAUCUGUUCGAUGAGAUCGAUUCUGCACUUGACGCCCAGCAUAGAAAGGCUGUAGCAGAUAUGUUGAAGGAACUCUGCGGAAAUGCCCAGUUCAUCACCACAACAUUUCGACCUGAGCUGCUUGACUCAGCCGACAAGUUCUAUGGUGUCAAGUUUAGGAAUAAGGUUAGUCACAUUGAUGUGAUCUCUCGUGAACAAGCCAAGGACUUCUUAGAAGAUGACGCAACUCAUGGUUGAUUGAAACGCCCUCGCUGUUAACUCCACCGAUAACACCACUACCCUCAACCGAAUAGCUGCAUGUUACCUGACAAACAGAAAAGUGAUGUGAUGAUUUCAGUUUGAAAUAUUUACGAGAAAAUGUCAAUAUUAUUAACAUGCUUGUAUAUUUAUUACCUGAAGGUUUGGUUUAUAGUAUUGAAAAAAAAAACAUCACAAGUUACUAAACUUUUCUAUCAGCACUUUAGGCUAAUGGGUAUUGUUAAAUAGGGUCUAUGUUGUCACUCUAGUUUAUGUAGUAUUGUAAAUAUUCAAUGAGUUAUUAGGGUUAUACUAAUAACAAUUGUGAUUUUAUAAAAUUCACAAAAGUUACUACAAACAUCUGGUUCCCCCUCCCCCCCCCCACCCCCACACAGUGUCUUAGUCUUUAGGAACUGUUUAAUUUGUGGGUCUAAAUGAUUUGAUUUUAAACAUUACCAUACUUUUAUUUGUGUGACAUUCCAAUUCUUCCUAAAAUAAAUAAAAAAUCAUUUUAUAAAUAUUGAUACAUACUGACUUAAGGAAUGUACUAAUAAUUUUCCUUUAAAUGAGUCUUCAAUUCAAGAAAGUUUUAGACCAAGCAAAUAAUUAUUUGCUCAUAUACAAAUUUUAAUGGUCUAAAAUGUUCAAACCUAAGUUAAUUUCACACACUUUUUAUGCCAUAUAGCCAACUUGUUACAAAUAGUUGUUUCCUGUUGUAUUUUCAUUGCAUUUACUGCAAAACUUGAUAAAAACCUUGUCUUUUAUACUUCUAAUUUCAUAAUUCACUUUGUGCACUCAUCAAUCAAUAAAUCAAUCUAUUUAAAGUAAAUUGGAUACUGUUAGGUAGGUAAUUUAUCCACACUUAAUGUGAUAGAAUUAUGUGUUAUUUUGCAACUACUGAUUCAGAAUAUACCGUGUUAGAAUUUCAUAAAGUUAUGGUUGUUUAUCAUUUAACAAACCAUAUACCCACAUUUUGAAACAAUUUUUUUCAAACAAUUGUAAAUGUCUAUUGUUGCUGUGUUGAAACUUUUAUAGUUCAUUACAAAUCCUUGUGAUUCUGUCAUGAUGUUUAGCUAUGUACUAAUGUAAAUAUUAUUUGUUUUAAUAAUUAAUGUUUGUAGUUUCAUGUCAUCCCCCAUUAAGAUUUGGUGCCAUUUUUGGUUAUGGUUUAUAUUAUUAUUAUUUUUAUUGUUAUAUCACUGCUGUUGUAAGAAUAAUAUUAUUAGAUAUGAGCUUGGGGUUGUAUAAGUUUGUGAUGUAAAUAUUGAUAAUUUUUGCAUUUAUGUAGUUAUUCAAUAUAGGGUGCUGGUGUAAGUAUGGGCAUUAAUUGGUGGCAAAUGGUAUCUCAAUACAAUAGACCCCUUGCUCUGAUUACAUUUUUAACGGACGGACUUAAUGCAUUAGUGCGCCAAUAGCCUUGGCAGGGAGAAAAAUAAAUGCUAACCAACAACAGUGAGGACCUUCACUUGAUUUUACUAGAAACAGACAUUUAUAAUUACAUCCAUUGUUCACCCAUCAAGUGGACCACAAGUUUAAACUGUAUAUGUUAUGUUGCCCGUAGAUUCCCGAAUGGCACUCCUAGGCUAGCGUUGUCUGACUUAGAAAGUUGUUUUUUAUUCAUGUGUUCCCAGACAGAUUUUACCACUACUGAGAGAGGUGUCUCGGUGGCUGGGCCCACAUCCAGCUGGUGGCUUACCUGCUGGCACUGACCCUGGAAUUACACGAAUUUCGUUAAUGUUGUUUGCAUUCUCCUUGUAAAAUGAAGGAAAGAUCUUUUUCUGUGUAAUUUCGUGAACCAUGGCUGUCACUUUGUGGACACAACAUGCGUAAAGUGCAUAUAUGUAAACACUGCAAGGAUUAAUAAACCCUGAUACUUUAAGAAUAAUAGGUCGGAUCACUAUUUCUGUUUGCAAAUCCAUUUUUUUUACACAGACACACUGCGUGUGCUUUAUUUUGUGUACAUGUAAACCAAUUUGAUUUUUCUUCAUAAAUUGCAAAUUAGCAAAUAUUUUUAUUACAUUUGUCUAGUUACUAGCAUGUUUAUUGUUAAAUAUUCAUUGAUAGUUAUGUUACUGAUAUUAGAUUCGUUGUAUCGUAGAGGUGAUUGUAAAAUAACCUUGUUGCCAAGAUUUCAUUUGUUAGAAUGAUAGCCAAGGAAAUUAUUAUAGAACUUGAACAUUGAUCACCAUAAAGUUGUGUUACAUAGUGAAUUGCAUGUUCCAUUGUACGGAAUAAAGUUUAAAAACAUUUCUCAAAA
Messenger RNA from Anneissia japonica, 6007 nucleotides. RefSeq names its product structural maintenance of chromosomes protein 3-like. The record is from RefSeq and is a predicted model, not a curated record. Gene Ontology annotation, molecular function: cohesin loader activity; protein binding; ATP binding. Gene Ontology annotation, biological process: mitotic sister chromatid cohesion. Gene Ontology annotation, cellular component: chromosome. The coding region runs from base 142 to 3750 and encodes 1202 amino acids. The transcript is spliced from 26 exons. Lineage: Eukaryota; Metazoa; Echinodermata; Crinoidea; Comatulida; Comatulidae.